Molecule: messenger RNA, 1170 nt
Organism: Plasmopara halstedii
Lineage: Eukaryota; Oomycota; Peronosporomycetes; Peronosporales; Peronosporaceae
Product: mevalonate kinase
Exons: 3
Coding region: 1-1170 (389 amino acids)
Biological process (GO): isoprenoid biosynthetic process
Cellular component (GO): cytoplasm
Molecular function (GO): mevalonate kinase activity; ATP binding
Source: RefSeq, a predicted model, not a curated record
AUGGCCUUAGACUGUCAAGUUGUGAGCGUGUCGGCGCCUGGGAAGCUGCUGCUACUUGGCGAGCACGCCGUAGUUUACGGAUGUCCUGUAGUAGCAGCGGCCUUAUCGGAAUUACGAGUUCAAGUAACAAUCACGUGCUUUCAUGUGCCUGCAGGUAAAGAACCAUGGAUUAGCUUUUCGUGCCCAGACAUCAAAUCCAAGCGUGAUAAUAAGCCAUUGCUUCGCAUGUAUGCAACUUCCAAGCUACAGAAAUUAGUGGACGGGCUGGAGGAUGAGUCUCACUACAUACCGACUCCGUCGCAUGAGGUGUUGACUCGCAUUGACCAUGCUAUGGACGGUGAGUUUUCUGAUGACGCUAAUGCAUUACGAGCUCCAAUUUUUCUGUGCUGUGCUAUGCUCCGUGUGUCCGGGUAUCUCAGUGGUUUAAAAGGAGGGCUACGUGUGGAGGUAAAAGCAUGUGGUUUGCCCAUCAGUGCGGGUCUAGGUUCUUCAGCCGCAAUGUCUGUAGCUCUUUCUGGAGCAUUUGCAGAGCUAUCGAGCAAUCCCCGAAAGCAUGAGCUAGAGUUUGUCAACGGUUACGCAUUUGCUGCCGAGGUUAUUCUGCAUGGUACACCCUCAGGCGCAGACAAUACGGUGGCCUGUUAUGGUGGUACAUUGCUCUAUCAAACGCUACCAGACAUGUCAUUUGAGCGCAUUCAGUGCCCAUUAGACCAGUUUCGUUUCCUUUUGGUAAACACGUGCGUUCCGCGUUCCACAAGAGAACAAGUUGCUAUCGUGCGAAAGCGCUAUGAUUCGGAUCGCGAAGCAGUACAAAAGCAGUUUGACACUAUUAAGCAACUUGUGGAAAAAUUUGUGGCGCUCAGUGAGCAAAAGGUGUUAACUGAAGAAGUAUUGGGUCAGAAAAUCGAACACAAUCAUCAAAUUCUCGUUAAUCUUGGCUUGAGCCACCCACAAAUUGACGAAGUGGUGCGUAUCUGCAAGCAAUUUAACGGAGCUACAAAAUUAACUGGUGCAGGUGGAGGCGGCUGUACAAUUUCUCUACUACCACGUAGUUUAAGCAACGAAGACGUAUUAAAGCUGAAAGCCCAGCUCGAGUCCAAAGGGUUUGAAUGCUUCACUAGCUCUAUUGGUGGUCCGGGUAUGAUGCGUGAUACCUCAGUCUCGAGUUAG